Messenger RNA from Nylanderia fulva, 1607 nucleotides. It is a transcript of the gene Ras64B, whose product is annotated as ras-like protein 2. The record is from RefSeq and is a predicted model, not a curated record. Lineage: Eukaryota; Metazoa; Arthropoda; Insecta; Hymenoptera; Formicidae. Gene Ontology annotation, cellular component: membrane. Gene Ontology annotation, biological process: signal transduction. Gene Ontology annotation, molecular function: GTPase activity; GTP binding.
GACGUGGGGGCGACGACGAAGACGACGUACGCUACUCUCUCUCUCUCCCUAUUAUCGGCGGCGCCGUCGAUCACCAAGCACACGCGUGUUCGCGAGAGAUGAGCAUUCGUUAGUUUCCUCCGUAAUAAAUAAAGAGGCUCCGAGAGGGGACGAAGAAGAUGUCGAGGACCGCUGACAGACAGAGCUACGCGCAAACUUACAAGCUCGUCGUCGUCGGUGGCGGCGGUGUCGGGAAAUCGGCAAUCACGAUACAAUUCAUUCAAAGUUAUUUUGUGACCGAUUAUGAUCCAACAAUCGAAGAUUCUUAUACAAAGCAGUGCGUUAUUGACGAUGUGCCAGCUAAACUCGACAUAUUGGACACCGCUGGCCAAGAAGAAUUCAGCGCGAUGCGAGAACAAUACAUGAGGAGCGGCGAAGGAUUCCUUCUAGUAUUCGCAGUCACCGAUCAUUCUUCUUUCGAUGAGAUAUUGAAGUUCCAUAAACAGAUACUUCGGGUGAAAGAUCGAGACGAAUUUCCUAUGCUGAUGGUUGGAAACAAAGCAGAUUUGGACCACCAACGAAGCGUAUCAGUCGAAGAGGCGCAAAAUAUAGCACGUCAAUUAAAAAUUCCAUACAUCGAAUGCAGUGCCAAGUUACGGAUGAAUGUUGAUCAAGCCUUUCAUGAAUUGGUGAGAAUCGUCAGAAAGUUUCAAUUGUCAGAACGACCACCACUGAAACCAAAUUACAAGAAGAAUAAGAAGAAAUGUUGCGUGCUGUAAUAAAGAAAUUAUCUUGACAGAUGAUUUCAUACUAAUUGGAUGGGGGAGUUCUAAUUCCAGUUAGAAAGAAUGGUAAAUUUAAAAUGGCAGAGAGAUAUGAAUUUUUAUAAUGUACUUUGUCGACGACUUUUUACACUUUUUACACAUGAUUCAUCAUAUAAUCAAUAUAUAUGUGAACAUUAAAACAAUCGCCAAAUAUCGAAUAUAUACAAGAAAACUUAAGCACAAAAUAAUCAAAUCACAUGUAAGUUGUAAGAUAUUUAAAUUCUUUUAACUUUAUUAUGUUUUUUAAUUAGUAAUUUAUAAAGUUCAAUAGAAAGAGUAUUUUUUUCUAUAUAGCAAUUUUUUCAUUGCACAAAUAGAAGCAAUAUCCCAGUGACAAAGAAACAACUUUUUUAAAUUAAUAGAAACUGUCUACAUUCAACUAUUUUAUAGGUUGCAACAGAUUAAAAUUUUAUUUAUUUUCAUUAUUAUGUGUAGUAACAAAAGUUGAAUUUAUUGGAAACAAUCGUACAUGUCAAAUGUUGUAGAAUCUUUUUAUAAUAUAACUGAAAUUUGUUUAUGUUAGAUCUUAAUAAUUUGAUACAUUUGACAUUAACAAUUUUGUACAUAGUAGUAAAUAUGAUUAUUCUGAAAAAAACAAAGCAACACAAAUUUUAUUCUGUAAUGAUAGAAGUUUCUAAUAUAUGCUUCCAUGACCAAUAUUUGAAAAUAUAUAUGGGAUAUAAAUAUAUAGGAUUCAUACUGAACGUAAGAUAUAUUUUAUACUAAAAUAUAGGAUUUCUUCUUUGAAGUUCUCAUUUUUACGAAAUGCUCUUGUACGAGAUUUGUCGAAACACUUAAUUUCAA